Molecule: messenger RNA, 2277 nt
Organism: Phytophthora sojae
Lineage: Eukaryota; Oomycota; Peronosporomycetes; Peronosporales; Peronosporaceae
Exons: 2
Coding region: 1-2277 (758 amino acids)
Source: RefSeq, a predicted model, not a curated record
AUGGUGCGCGUGCCCGGAUCUACUAGUCCGAAAGGGGACGUGAAGGUGAAGGGUGAGGUGAGAGAAGACGGAACUCCGCUGGGACCGGCGGAAGUUAAACGUGAAAACACUAGGUCCACCGACGGACAGGCAAUGGGGACGCCUGAGCCGAAGGAUUUCGUUUACGAAGAGAAGUUCCCCGUUAAGGCUCCGAAAGGAGCCGCCCGGGACUCGGUCCAAAAACCGCGUUCCAUUGGACCUGCUGCUAAGCGGGACCCCGGCGUCGCUGAAAAGCGAGGUCGAAACCUGGAGCGCGAGCAUCUGAAGGGGGUCAUCCGCGACCUUGCUGCCCGAAGCGAUGCUCUAGACGCUGCGAUGGACUACAUGGAGGUCGAAGAUGCGAAGAAGAAAGCCGAGAAGAAAACGGAGAAAUUGGAGAUCUCGGCGCUAGCGGUCCAUGGCCCCAGCAACGACACUCACGAUGAAGACAAACGAUUUCGUGAAGACGAAGUCAACUACUUCCGUCAAGAGCUUGCGUUCCUGCUCCAGAGAGAUCCGCUCCUGCGUAAGUUGGGGCUGACGAUGCCAUGGCCUCUCACGGGUCCAGUUCGCAACCCGCGCACGCUAACAAUCCGAGAUCCGCUUCACGCCGUCACGAUGCUGUUCUCCGUGCUCGAAGAUGCUGGUUUCAAGGUACAUGAACACCGGAUCUCCACCGAUGUACGCGAUUACGAUCUGGAAACCACCGUCCUUACGCUCGCGCGGGUGUACGCAGUGUUGCAGAAGCUCGUCCCGAGUGCAGAUGAGUCAUCCGCGCCGUUGCCGACCGGAGACCUCACACCUCCUCGGUUGGACGAUUCGCGGAUCUCCUUCAAGUUUGAAGAUGACGGUGACGCUCUCAUGGGGAGCACUACCUCAACCAAGAAGCCUCCACCGGCCCCACGUGUGUCCCGCCGAGAACGACGUGCGCAAGGGAUCCCAGCGAUCGCGCAAACGAUGUUGGACGCGGGAAGUCUGCGCAAGUGUCAAAUAUUGCGCAGACUCGCCCAGCGAGAGGACCACGUGGGAGGAUCCAGGAGGUUGCAACAGAGCCCGAUCGCCCCGGCGGUAUGGCUGAAGACCUUCUUUACCAGUUUGCGAACGAGCGAGACGAGCCUGAAGACGUUGAGAUGUAACCAGUCACUGCGUCUCCCGCUCGGCCACGUAUCGGGUACCAUUCCCAGACACAACCGGAAUACCAAGGAGAUCUCCAUGACCUAUCCGAUGACCUCGGCUAUGAUGGAGGACUUCAGCGGCAAGGAACAUGACGAAGAAGCCGUCCGAGCCUGGUUCAACAAGGUUAGAACGGCUUUCCGACGGGAUCAGAUGCAGCCAGACGAGAUGUGCUUGACAUUUGCCGAUUUGAUGAUAGACCCUGCGCGCAAUUGGUAUUACCAGCUGAGCCGCACCGCUCGCGCGUCGUGGACUGACCUGGGUGAACAGUUCCAGAUCCACUUUUGCGGUAAAGGGAUCUCCCUCGCGCGCAAGUACUACCACAUGCGGCGCGGGAGUCAGGAAGACCCACUGGAUUACUUAUACCGGCUGAAUCUGGCCGGGAUACGUGCAAACUUGAAGAUCCAUGAUGGCACCAAGGAACAACGACGUGAACACGUCGACCACUACAUCGAUACAGUCCAAGAUGACGAUCUCGCCAGAUCUCUGGUAGUGUUGAGGCUGCCUGACUCAGAAGCUCUCGAAGGCGUCCUGUUGGUCAUGCGACGCCGCCAUCAACGUCGCAAGAUUGAGACCCAAGGUUCGAAAUACCGUCAAAAGGCUCCCGCCCCUGCAGCCUCCUCGAGGGCGGUGCGGGUUGUGACUACCGGUCGCGGACGCCGCGGAGAUCACGAAGGUCUCAACGAGUUCGAGGGCGAAUCAAGCAGUUCCGAUAGCGAAUCUGAAGACGAAAGAGCGCACGUGUUUUUGGCAGCUAGGACGCCUACACAGGGAGAUGGCGAACAGCCAGGGGGGCGCCAAGACCGCGAAGACCAACUGGGGCGCCCGAAGCACGGGACUCGAUGCUCACACUGCGGAUCUCGCAAGCAUACGGAUCUCGGGUGCCGGAAGAGGCUCACGUGCCAGAAGUGUGGACGCAUGGGCCAUCCUACCGACAAGUGCUUCUACGUCUGCAAGUGCUGUGGAGACGUUCACGAAGCAGGUCAGUGUAAAAUCGGCGACUUCUUCGAUGCUGUUCGCCAAUGGUACAACCCGACUCGCCAUGCCGGACUGCUGCCCGAGAGCGUCGAGAAGGCGUUAAACUAG